GCAACCAAGCAUUUAAUAUAUGCGUCCGCUGCUGCUACUUCUUCUUUAUCGAAACUCCGAAGAGAGGGAAGACAGAGAAUCAUACCACCCUAGGCUACCCACAAGCGCGGCGCGUGUGCUUCUUUGUUUCCAUGGCUUCAACGCUCCUUCUGGUGAUUGUGCUCGUGCUUGAUCUCAUUGCUUUUGCGCUUGCUGUUGCUGCUGAGCAGAGGAGGAAUACUGCCAAUAUCCGCAAAGAUACUAGUGAUCGUAACUAUUGUCACUAUGACUCAGACAUUGCGACCGGCUUGGGUGUGGGUGCAUUGCUAUUCCUUUUGGGUAGUCAACUGCUUAUAAUGGUGGCAAGUCGAUGCUUGUGCUGUGGAAGGGCUCUGAAACCUGGUCGCUCUAGGGCAUGUGCAAUUGCUCUAUUCAUCACCUGCUGGGUGACAUUUUUUAUAGCUGAGGUAUGCUUGCUGGCGGGUUCUGUGAGGAAUGCCUACCAUACCAAGUAUGCCUUGUCACAGGAUCUUUCUUCUUGUGAGACCUUGAGAAAGGGAGUCUUUGGGGCAGGGGCUGCCUUUAUCGUCUUUACUGGCAUACUCUCUGAGCUUUAUUAUGUUAGCUAUUCCAAUGCUAAUGAUGGUCAGGCUCCAUACAACAAGGACACUGGUGUGAGGAUGGGAACCUACAACUGAAGCCAUCUGUGGUGCAUGACAUUACCUUUUACCUGUUGAUUUAAUAUAACUAUGGACAAGUAGAGAGUAACAGUUCGUGUGGUUUGAGUAUACAUCUAUUGUACAUUAUAUUGUUUAAUUGCUGGAGGAUCUAUAUUGAAUUUAAACAUCUUCCAUAUGUCUGUUUAGUUGGUUUCUUUCUCAAGCUUGGAUUGUCCUUCCAUUA
Molecule: messenger RNA, 882 nt
Organism: Vitis riparia (riverbank grape)
Lineage: Eukaryota; Viridiplantae; Streptophyta; Magnoliopsida; Vitales; Vitaceae
Exons: 4
Coding region: 132-677 (181 amino acids)
Source: RefSeq, a predicted model, not a curated record